Rhipicephalus microplus (southern cattle tick) is the source of this 1908-nucleotide messenger RNA. RefSeq lists its product as uncharacterized. Gene Ontology annotation, biological process: proteolysis. Gene Ontology annotation, molecular function: metalloendopeptidase activity; protein binding. The record is from RefSeq and is a predicted model, not a curated record. NCBI's taxonomy places the organism in Eukaryota, Metazoa, Arthropoda, Arachnida, Ixodida, Ixodidae.
AUGGCCGACGUCUACUCGAAGGGCAUGGUCAGCGCGCUGGAAGACCUCCGGCGGCGAAAGUUGUUCACCGACGCCGAGGUCGUAUGCAGCGACGAUGGCAGCCAGUUUCCGGUGCAUCUCGUGCUCCUGUACGCCGCCUGCCCGCUGUUUCGAGAGACGUCCCCGGAAGAAAACCAACCGGGCACGGCCUACACGAUCCAAGUCGCCGCCGUCACACCAGGGGUGGCGGCGGCCAUAGCGCCCGCGGACGAUUCCGCUGCGCCGACAGAGGCCGGCGAGGUGACCAACAUCACCGUGGCCGGUGUGCGCGGUGACGUCAUGGCCGCCCUGCUCGAGUACGUCUACACCAACAGGGUGACGCUGAACAGCGAGAACGUGCUCAGCAUGCUCCUGGUGGCGCAGCGGUUCAAGAUUGAAAGAAUUGUUCAAAAAUGUCACGAGUUCCUUUCCAAAGACAUCAGCGUAGCCAACUGCGUCCGCAUAUUGGAGUUCGCAAAGGAACACAAGCACCCCAGCCUCGUCGACAUGGCCCUAAAUUUUAUUUCCGGAAAUUUCGACGAGGUCGCUACGACCAACCAAGAUUUCGUCCGUAUCUCCUACGACGAUCUGAAGGCUCUGCUAAGCUCCGACGACCUCAACGUUGCCGACGAAGGCAAGGCGUUUUCAGCCGCUAUAAAGUGGACUUCAGCUGAUGUGCCGAACAGGCAUCGCUUCUUACCAAGUCUUCUAAGCGCCGUAAGAUUCGGGCUCUGCAAAGUGUCCUUCCUGCAAGAGGAAGUGUUCCCGCAUCCCAUGCUCGAUGACGUUGACUGCCGCGCCGUACUUGAGCCUGUCUACGGACUUCUGGACCAGCUGGAAAUCCACGAAGGUCCGAGGAUGAUCAACCUCACGCAUCCCAUGCUAAGGCCCAGGAUCCCAAGGGACAUUCUGUUCGUAAUCGGUGGCUGGAGUAAUGGCAGCGCGACAAGUCUCGUCGAGUCCUACGACUGCCGUGCCAACCGGUGGUUGACGUUCCUCAACGACAGGGACAUCAUGCCCCGGGCCUACCACGGACUCGUCGCGCUGGACAACCUCAUCUACAUGAUUGGAGGCUUCGACGGUUCCCAGUGCUUCAACUGCGUCCGUUGCUUCAACCCGCUCCUGCACCGCUGGACGGAGCGAGCGUGCAUGUACGUGGCCAGGUGCUACGUCAGCGUGGCGGUGCUGGACGGCAAAAUCUACGCGCUGGGCGGCUACGACGGCGAUCGGCGCACCAACACGGCCGAGCGAUACGAUCCAGCCACGAACACGUGGUCGCUCAUCGCCGACAUGAACGACCAGCGCUCGGACGCCUGUGCCACGGUGCUCGGAUCAAAGGUGUACAUCGUAGGCGGCUUCACCGGGCAGCAAGUGCUGAACACGGCCGAGUUCUACGACCCCAAGGCGAACGUGUGGACCUACAUCCGGGCCAUGAGCAUGCCUCGCAGCGGAGUCCGGGCCAUCAGCUACCAGGACACCGUCUACGUGCUCGGCGGCUUCAACGGAAACAACAGGCUUGCCACGGGUGAAAAGUACGACCUUCUGAGAGAUCGCUGGAUCGAGCUGCCCAAUAUGCACACGCCGAGGAGCAACUUCGCAGUCGCCGUUAUUGACGACCUGCUCUUCGCCAUUGGUGGAUUCAAUGGAACGACGACCGUGCCGUUCGUAGAAUGCUACGACUCCAAAACCAAUGGCUGGCGAAAAAUCACCGACAUGAACAUAAACAGGAGUGCCCUCGGAGCCUGUGUGGCUGUUAACCUUCCAAAUUCCAGGGAGUUCUCUGUUGUAGCCCGGUUCUCCCGCAAAUCGGACCGGCUGCUUGACAGCCUCCUGCCCACCUCGAUUCACAAGAGGAGACAGAUUUCCAUAGCUAGGCGGAGACGGCUCUGA